Pochonia chlamydosporia 170 is the source of this 819-nucleotide messenger RNA. RefSeq lists its product as hypothetical. Bases 1 to 819 code for a protein of 272 amino acids. The record is from RefSeq and is a predicted model, not a curated record. The transcript has a single exon. Lineage: Eukaryota; Fungi; Ascomycota; Sordariomycetes; Hypocreales; Clavicipitaceae.
AUGAUUCGAUCCGCAUCUACCCAAGUAUCUAGGGCGGAACACACUAAUAGAGCCCUUGAUCCAGAAGACUCGGUUGACGGUAACCAGCAACAAUCAUCGCGUGAUGGCUCCCCAUUCACUGUUUAUCCAAGCUCGUCGAGUGGUCAGAGACAGGAGGAGAAUCGCCGGGCAACCAUCAACGUGGACAACAUAGCGAGUCAACUUGACGCGCCCGGCGACAAUCUUCAGAGUCAACUGUACGGUCACCGCACCCCUGGGAGUGGCUACAACCUUCGCCCUUCGCCAGUCAAGAGACAAUACGGCGGAGAAGGAUUGGUGAUCCGCAAAGACACAAGUUCUUUGCCACCCGGGAAGCGGCGCAAACCUGAAGGUUGUGCUUCUCCCAGGCAGCAUAGUGUGCACCAGAAGACUGGACUGUCACAAGAUCAGAUAGAUGUUUUGACGAAACAGAACAAAAGCAUCAGAGACGGCAGCCCGUUUACUAGAAGACCUACGCAGCCUACCAACACAAGUUUCGAGGGAUUGCCGAUUGAAAAUGCCAUCCUCAAGUGCGUCCGCGAGGAUGGCUUAGCAACUUUCCAGCUACAACUUACUUGGACCGCAUCGAGCAGGACGGGUAAUGCCCAAUACCAACCAAGGGCGAAACGCGGCUUACCUUUCAGCACACUUCGAGAGCACUCGCUCAAAGCCGGAAAAGGCUCAUUCAAACACCACGCAGAAACCGACGCUAGCGUUUGCCAAAUGGAUUCCUUGCUUGUCCGGUGGAUAAGUAUCGAGAUGUACUUCAAAGUACUUUGGUCGGUAAUGUACAGUCCGUAA